This is a messenger RNA of Aspergillus puulaauensis, 1839 nucleotides long. Its product is annotated as FGGY-family carbohydrate kinase. Bases 1 to 1839 code for a protein of 612 amino acids. Gene Ontology annotation, molecular function: kinase activity; phosphotransferase activity, alcohol group as acceptor. Gene Ontology annotation, biological process: carbohydrate metabolic process. NCBI's taxonomy places the organism in Eukaryota, Fungi, Ascomycota, Eurotiomycetes, Eurotiales, Aspergillaceae. The record is from RefSeq and is a predicted model, not a curated record. The transcript is spliced from 3 exons.
AUGGCUUCUGUCGCCGUUCCCUUCCAUCGACCCACCCACAAAGCAUCCAGACAAGCCUCAAGAGAUAUGCGGGACGAUAUCCUCCUUCACAUUGAUCAUUUUAUCGGAAUCGAUGUCGGGACAGGUAGCGCCCGCGCUUGUAUUAUAGACGCGAAGGGAAACAUUGUCGGAUUGGCCUCUGAAAAUAUUGGCCUCUGGCAGCCCCAGACCGGUUACUACGAACAAUCUACAAGUGAUAUCUGGCGCUGCAUCUGUGUUGCAGUUCAGCGCGCUAUCAGCCAUCAUAACAUUGAUCCCGAAACAGUGCGCGGAAUCGGGUUCGACGCAACCUGUUCCUUGGCCGUCUUCUCUAAUGUAACCGACGAACCAGUUUCCGUGACGGGACCUAAUUUCGACAGUGACCGCAACGUUAUCCUUUGGCUCGACCAUAGACCUAUUACAGAAACUGAAAAAAUUAACGCGGCCAACCACAACCUACUGCGGUAUGUUGGUGGGAAGAUGUCAAUUGAGAUGGAGAUCCCGAAGGUCAUGUGGUUGAAAAAUAACAUGCCCAAGGAGCUCUUCGAUAACUGCAAAUUUUACGAUCUGGCUGAUGCCUUGACGCACAUCGCCACUGGUAAUGAAAAGCGAAGCUACAGUAGUGUGGUUUGCAAACAGGGGUAUGUCCCCGUUGGUGUGGAUGGCAGCGUGAAAGGCUGGCAGGAAGACUUUUUGACCCAGAUUGGUCUGCAUGACCUGAUAGAGAAUAAUUUCAAGCGUAUGGGUGGCGUCGACGGGGCGAAUGGAGACUAUCUUAGUGCGGGCGAGCUCGUUGGUACCUUGUGCGACAAAGCGGCUUCAGAAUUGGGAUUACCUGCUGGAAUAGCCAUCGGUGGCGGCGUUAUCGAUGCCUAUGCUGGUUGGAUUGGCACUGUUGGCGCCAAAGUUGAGCUCGAGUCUCAACAACUGACCUCGAACGUUGCGAAGAAUGACAAAACACAAGCAUUCUCGCGCCUAGCGGCUGUUGCCGGAACCUCAACAUGUCAUCUCGUCAUGUCGCCCAAUCCUGUUUUCGCCCCGGGAGUUUGGGGUCCGUACCGUGAUACCAUCAUUCCCGGAUACUGGAUGGCCGAGGGUGGACAGUCUGCUACUGGUGAGCUGCUUAAACAUAUCAUUGAGACGCAUCCGGCCUUCAACCAAGCGACCUCAGUUGCGGAAUCCUACAACGCUAACAUUUAUGAAUAUCUCAAUGAGCAUCUAAGGGAGAUGAAGAAUGAACGAAAUGCACCGAGCAUCUCUUACCUCGCGCGCCAUUUCUUCUUCUACGGUGAUCUAUGGGGAAACCGCUCCCCAAUUGCCGAUUCUAGAAUGGCAGGCUCGGUUAUUGGCCUCUCUAGUGACCAAUCAGUGGAAGGCCUCGCCAUAUACUACUAUGCCACUCUAGAGUUCAUCGCGUUGCAGACCAGGCAGAUUGUCGAGACAAUGAAUAAAUCGGGCCACAGCAUCACGUCUAUCUUCAUGUCAGGAUCUCAGUGUCAAAAUGAUAUUCUUGUUAAACUCAUUGCAUCGGCGUGCGGUAUGCCUGUUCUAAUUCCACGGUAUAUCCAUGCUGCUGUCUGCCAUGGUGCAGCAAUGCUCGGAGCCAAGGCGGCCAGUGCCGACCCCGAAGGCAGAACAGAGGAUUUAUGGAAUAUCAUGGAUCGGAUGAGUAAACCAGGAAGAAAGGUCAUACCGACUGAUGACACGAACGAAAAGGCCCUACUCGAGGUCAAGUAUAAAGUCUUCCUCGAGCAGUGCCACAAGCAACAAGCAUAUCGGGCCCUUGUCGACAAAGCCGUAGGCUCCUGGGGAACUGUCUAA